Biomphalaria glabrata is the source of this 922-nucleotide messenger RNA. Its product is annotated as sperm-associated antigen 8-like. The coding region runs from base 116 to 760 and encodes 214 amino acids. Gene Ontology annotation, cellular component: nucleus; cytoplasm. Gene Ontology annotation, molecular function: microtubule binding. The transcript has 6 exons. Gene Ontology annotation, biological process: positive regulation of transcription by RNA polymerase II. The record is from RefSeq and is a predicted model, not a curated record. Lineage: Eukaryota; Metazoa; Mollusca; Gastropoda; Planorbidae.
CUAAAGUCUAUAGCAACCAUCACUUCCUGCCACCGAAAAACGACUUGUGUUUAUUUUGAAUAAAAAUACAAAUUUAGAAAUCAACUUUUCCUAUACUUUUUCUUGUCUGAAAAAUAUGGAUGCUCUUGGAGUAAGAGCUGGUGCUAAUCUAGAAAAUGGUGGUCGCAACGAGAUAAGGAUAAACAACUCAGCCGGACGAUGCAUGCUAGAAAACUGGGUUGAAGAACGUGCUAACAUUGAUCGUGAUCCACCUCUUGACAGGGAAUACAACUUGAAAGAAAGAGCAAUAUUUUUAAGAUCUGGACACAAAGGCAUUCUCACAGUUGAUGACAAGGCUAGAGCAGAAAAUCUAACAACAGUUAGAGCCACUUACACUCUACCACAAGUUGAUAAAACAAGGCAUGUUGGUCUGCGAAAAGAACUUAUGGAACAAGCAUUUACAAAACUUGCUUGUGAGGAGAUAUUGCAAGAAAAAAAUAAGCAGGAAGACACUGACAGAGGGGAACCAAUGUGUUCCAUUUUUAUGCAAGACUACACAAGAGAUUUCCCCAAAACUGUUUUAGAAGAUACAAAGGACCAUGAUUAUGUCAAUGAACAACCAAUAACUUUCUGGUCAGAGCAUAAAGACAAGAUGCAUGGUAUCACACAAACUAAAACAAGAGAUUCUGCUUUUAGAAAAAAUGAUGCCUUCAGUAAACCAAUCAGUGAAUAUUGGAAUCAAGCAAAACCUGGUGAAAUAGACAAAUAUCCUAUGAUGUGAUAAGGCAAUAUCUGUUUGUUUAACAAAUUUACUAAAGACUUUUGUAGUUGUUUACAUGCAUAAAAUUAUUUCAGUUUAACAACAGGAAAGAUAAAGUUACAAUGUGAUAAUCUAUACGAAUAACAAUUAUUAAAGAAUAAAUUGUUGAAUGAAAAAUGCCUA